Molecule: messenger RNA, 3753 nt
Organism: Lathyrus sativus (Indian pea)
Lineage: Eukaryota; Viridiplantae; Streptophyta; Magnoliopsida; Fabales; Fabaceae
Source: the annotation of a GenBank genome assembly
AUGGAGAAGAAGCUUCGUUCAUCUCUUCACUCUUCACCUCAAGAAUUCAUCUCCUUAGCCAUAACCCAAACCCUAAAAUCUUCAAAACCCUCUCUCAAAACCCUAAUCCAUAACAUUAAACCCUCCUCCAACCUCAUUUUUUCUCUCCCUCCCUCUCUCUGCAACGCCAUCACCUCCACCAUUCAAUCCUUCCAGAACCUUCUACAAUCCAACUCCGACAACCCUCAAACCCCUCUCGCCACAGCGCUCCGCCGCUCUUCCCGCAAACCCAACGCCGACACUGAACAAAAACCCCGACCCGAUAAAAAGGACAGACUCCUCAAACGUCUUCAAAUUCUCACUCACGUUUUGUCUCUAUGCGUUUCGCACCCUAAGAAAAUUUUCGACCCCUCCUGUUUGCUUCCCGGAGUUCAAGCUUUGCAUGAUAAUUUAAUCGUGUUGGAAGCGGAUUCUGUUUUGUCUUCGGGGAUCGAGACGCUCUGUGAAGAAUGGUGGAAGGAGAAUUUAGUAGGUCGGGAGUCGUUGAUUUCUCAGACACUUCCUUUUCUUAUCUCGAGGACGUUGACUUUAAAGAAGAAAGUGGAUGUGCACAGGGUUUACAUGCUUCGUGAAGCGUUUUCUCUGUUUGAUUUUGAAGAUGAUAGCAUUGAGGAUUUGAAGCUGUUGCUGAAUCGGAGUGUGAUUUCUCCUUUGUUUUUGAAAACAGAAGAUGGAAGGAAGUUUCUGUCGUUUCUCUUUGGGCUGAGUGAUCAACUUAGGAAGGAACUGUUGGCGAUGAUUCGUUCGCAGAUUCCGUUUGGAAGGAAGUCCAUGUUGGAGGCUUAUGGGGAUAUAUUGUUUCGAGCAUGGAAAGCUGCCCCGGAAGAUUCAAGGAGUGAAAUUGAGAAUGGAUUCUUGCAGGGUUUGGUUGAGGGUUCCAUUCAUGCAAGUUCUGGUUCUUUUGCUUCGUAUAUUAGGAGGGUUUUGGGAGGUUUUAUCAACCAGAGGACCGUUGACGGGGUUGAGAAACUACUCUAUCGACUUGCCGAGCCUGUCAUAUUUAGAUCUCUACAGGCUGCAAACUCAAAUGUUCGUCAAAAUGCUUUGCACCUGCUAUUGGAUGUAUUCCCCCUUGAAGAUCCUGAUGCCCCAAAAGGGGAUAAGGAUACAUUGAUUGAUAAACAGUUCUUUUUGUUAGAAAGGUUGCUUGUCGACGAUUGUCCGGAAAUUAGAACAAUUGCCGUUGAGGGUUCUUGUCGUGUCCUUCAGCUAUUUUGGGAAGUUAUUCCGUCGCCAAUUAUUACGAAGAUGCUUUCAAAAAUAAUUGGUGACAUGUCUCAUGAUGUAUGCAGCGAGGUAAGGCUUUCUACGUUGAAUGGCAUCAUUUAUUUGCUUGAGAAUCCCCACUCGCAUGAAGUACUUAAAGUGCUCUGUCCAAGACUCGGGCACUUAAUCCAGGAUAAUGUGCUCACAGUACAAGUAGCUAUGGCAGACCUCUUGCUCCAUCUAAAGGAUGUCCCAAAUUAUCAGUUUAAUAAGGUGGUGGAUCUCAAUUUGCUUUUAUCCGAGCUUGCUAGUGAUCAACCUUCUGUAGCUCAGAAGAUAACUAAACUUCUUAUACCUUCGUACUUUCCCUCAGUAGUGCCCAUUGAGGAGGCAUGUAAUCGCUGCAUUACACUUGUAAAAAGGGCUCCACUGGCUGGUGCAAUAUUUUGCAAGUAUGCCAUCUUGGAAGGAGCGUCUAAAACUCGUCUUAUAGAACUUGUAAACGUAUUUCUGAGUUUGGUAUUGUCACCAGAUAAGCUGAAUGCAGAUCUGAUAGAGGGCUUUCUUGUUGCUGCUAGCUACCUUUGUGAAAACUUAACCUUUGAACCAUGCUAUAAGAAUGUCCUCAAAGAGUUCAUUACUGUAGAGAAAGUGAAAGGUUUACUAACUGCGGCAUCUACUCAACAAGCUCAAUCAUCUUUAUUCAACAUUUUUUCCACUGUCUGUCCAGAUAAUGUUGAAGGACUUCUAGAGGAGGGCAUGAGUGUUGUCACAAACUGCAGUGGUUUACCGGAAGAUGUUGAUCGCCAAUCUAAAGUUAGGUCUGCACAUAAGUUGUUGCUUUCUUUGGGAGGUUUUGAUGACAUGUUCGAAGCCUUAACGACCCUACUGCAUAAGGCUGCUAAUCGCUGUCACGUUAAAUUUGGUGCAGACAUGCCAUCACCCAGUGUUGGUUCUAAAUCAUUUGGAAAACUUUCAGUUAAAUCAAGUGUUAAAACUAAAUCAUUUGGAAAACUUUCAGUUAAAUCAAAGAUAAUUAACCGAAAGCAAUCUUUUGAAGAUGAUUAUGUUGUAGCGGUUGGUGUAGCAUGGCAAGUUAGAGACUUGCUGCAGCAUAAGGAUACCAGGAAAGCUAUCUUUAAAUCUCAACCUUUAGAAAAGUUAUUUUUUUCACUUAAGAUGGUAUCUGAAAUCAGCAUUGUGAAUUGUGGGAAGUAUGAAUAUAUUGAUGUAUCUCCUGUUUUGGCAUAUGUUGCCCUUGCUCUGCAAAUGACGGUUGAUAAUGUUGGCCGAAGUAGUGGAAAAAGUGGUGGUUUAAAGAGGAAGAAACGUAACAUUGAUUCUUCAUCAUUACUUUCAGAGACUGUAUUGGGUCUGACAAUUGAGCACAUGCUGGACUGCUUAGAAAAACUAUUUGGAUCGGAUGACUCUGUACGGAGUCGCAAUGUGGGUUCAUCCAACUUGAAAUCAACAUCAGGUAAAAAACAAAAUUCCGAAAAUAGGCGAAGGGUGUCUCUGACAAAUGCUGGCUGCCCAAGAGGAUCUGUACACAGUGAAGCUCAAUAUGUACUUUGCAAGGUGAAGAUGCUUACUGCCGUUCUCAAGUUCAUUGCUGAUACUGCUGCAAUGUAUUUUGCUCCUCAUAACCAUGGGUUAUUUUUGAAGUAUACAUCAAAAUGCAUUCAACAUAUAGUGUCUUCAUUGGACCAUCUUUUUCAUAACAAAAUUCAAUUCCAUGAAGAAGAUAAAAAAAAUACUAUAAUUUGCCUAAAAAGUUCUUUCAGCUAUGCUGCCAAAAUACUCAAUGUGAUUCUGGCCGGUUCUGAUGGAUCCUCCAUUACAGCAUCAAAAGCCUUUAAUCUUGCCAAUAACUUACUUGAUUUAAUUGUUUCAAUAGAAUCAUGUUUAGGCUCUGUAUAUGCGUCACGUCUUGUUUCAGCAGCAAGGCCUUGGCUACCUGAUGUGAUUUUGGCAUUGGGGUCUCUAAGUGUUCUACAAGAUACUGACUGUGAAACCGAACAUGCAACUGUAUCUGAACAAAUGAAGUUUUGUUUUCCAAAAUGGCCUUUGGUCGUAGCCAAAACUGUGCUCUCUGCAGUGAAUGAAGGUGAAGAAGAUGCUGAAAGUUCUCAGACAGAUAAAUGCCCAGCAUUCAAUAAACUUCUGGCCAUGCUGAUUAUAUUACUAAAAAAGAACCGAAGUAUAAUGGAUGCAGUUGGAAAUGUUUUCCUGGUUUGUUCACUUGUUGGGCUAGAACGAAAAGACUUUGAGCUGGCAUUAGGACUCUUGCAGUUUGUAUGUUCCAAGUUGUUUAACAGCGAUGACAAGGAUUGGGGUGACAUGAUGCUGUCUUCUCUGCAAGAAAUAUAUCAUAAGAUAGAGCAACAAAUGAAAGAAGAUAGAAACGAGGAUGAAUUGGAGAAAUUAUUGCAUGCAAAGGAGUUGCUUGAACCUCUUUGGAACUAUCAUCUAUAUGAAACUAGAAAGGUUGACAUGACUGAUGUCUAG